Messenger RNA from Tachyglossus aculeatus (Australian echidna), 2611 nucleotides. RefSeq names its product kelch like family member 7 (gene KLHL7). The coding region runs from base 78 to 1862 and encodes 594 amino acids. The record is from RefSeq and is a predicted model, not a curated record. Lineage: Eukaryota; Metazoa; Chordata; Mammalia; Monotremata; Tachyglossidae. The transcript is spliced from 11 exons. Gene Ontology annotation, molecular function: protein binding. Gene Ontology annotation, biological process: protein ubiquitination. Gene Ontology annotation, cellular component: Cul3-RING ubiquitin ligase complex.
CGGUCCGAUCCGGCCCGAUCCGGUCCGCCUCGCCUCAGGCUCCCUCAGCGCGGCCGCCCGGGCCUAGCCGCCCGCCCAUGGCGGCCUCGGCGCCCGAGAAGCCCGCCGCCGCCGCCGCCGCCGCCACCGCCAAGAAGAAGACGGAGAAGAAGCUGGCCGCCCGGGAGGAGGCCAAGCUGCUGGCCGGCUUCAUGGGCGUCAUGAACACCAUGAGGAAACAGAAAACCCUGUGUGAUGUCAUUCUUAUGGUCCAAGAAAGAAAGAUCCCUGCUCACCGUGUUGUCCUUGCUGCAGCUAGUCACUUUUUUAACUUGAUGUUUACGACGAACAUGCUUGAAUCAAAAUCCUUUGAAGUGGAGCUCAAAGAUGCCGAACCCGAUAUUAUUGAACAGCUUGUGGAAUUCGCUUAUACUGCAAGGAUAUCUGUGAACAGCAACAACGUCCAGUCUUUGUUAGAUGCGGCAAACCAGUAUCAGAUUGAACCUGUGAAGAAAAUGUGUGUUGAUUUUUUGAAAGAACAAGUCGAUGCUUCGAAUUGUCUUGGUAUAAGUGUUCUUGCAGAGUGCCUUGACUGUCCUGAGUUGAAAGCAACUGCAGAUGACUUCAUUCAUCAGCACUUCACUGAAGUUUACAAAACAGAUGAGUUUCUGCAACUUGAUGUUAAGCGGGUAACACAUCUUCUGAACCAGGAUACGUUGACUGUAAGAGCAGAGGAUCAGGUUUACGAUGCCGCAGUCAGGUGGCUGAAGUACGAUGAACCCAACCGCCAGCCAUAUAUGGUUGAUAUCCUUGCAAAAGUCAGAUUUCCUCUAAUCUCGAAGAAUUUCUUAAGUAAAACGGUACAAGCUGAACCACUUAUUCAAGACAAUCCCGAAUGCCUUAAAAUGGUGAUCAGUGGAAUGAGGUAUCAUCUACUUUCUCCUGAAGACCGGGAAGAGUUGGUAGAAGGCACCCGACCGCGAAGAAAAAAGCACGAUUAUCGCAUUGCCCUGUUCGGAGGAUCCCAGCCUCAGUCCUGUAGAUACUUUAAUCCAAAGGAUUACAGCUGGACAGACAUCCGCUGCCCUUUUGAAAAACGUAGAGAUGCUGCUUGUGUCUUUUGGGACAACGUCGUCUACAUAUUGGGUGGUUCUCAGCUGUUCCCUAUAAAGCGAAUGGACUGCUACAAUGUAGUGAAGGAUAGCUGGUAUUCCAAACUCGGACCCCCAACGCCUCGAGACAGUCUCGCGGCCUGUGCCGCGGAAGGCAAAAUUUAUACAUCUGGAGGUUCGGAAGUGGGAAACUCAGCUUUGUAUUUGUUCGAAUGUUACGAUACAAGAACAGAAAGUUGGCACACGAAACCCUGCAUGCUGACUCAGCGGUGCAGUCACGGGAUGGUAGAAGCCAACGGCCUCAUCUACGUCUGUGGUGGAAGUUUGGGCAACAACGUUUCCGGACGAGUCUUGAAUUCCUGUGAAGUAUAUGAUCCGGCAACGGAGACGUGGACUGAGCUGUGUCCAAUGAUUGAAGCCAGGAAAAACCAUGGACUCGUGUUUGUAAAGGACAAGAUAUUUGCUGUGGGUGGCCAGAAUGGUUUAGGUGGACUGGACAAUGUGGAAUAUUACGAUAUUAAACUGAACGAAUGGAAGAUGGUGUCCCCAAUGCCGUGGAAGGGGGUCACGGUGAAAUGCGCAGCCGUUGGAUCCACGGUCUACGUCCUGGCUGGUUUUCAGGGUGUGGGCCGCUUAGGGCACAUCCUUGAGUACAAUACUGAAACGGACAAGUGGGUGGCCAACUCCAAAGUUCGGGCCUUCCCAGUCACAAGCUGUUUGAUUUGUGUCGUCGAUACUUGCGGAGCAAACGAAGAGACCCUAGAAACAUGAGAAGAUGGAGGAAACCCCGAGAUCCUCUCCAGAGACUCAGAAAAAUAUGCCCACCAGUGCUCUGCUCCAACAGUUUUGUUACGAAGUCUUUUCGCACACAAUUUUUAAAAUGAUGCGGAAUCCCUAUAAAAUAUGUGUAUUUAAUGUGGGUUUUCUUAUGUCUGCUUGAUAGUUUUAAAAGACAGUAUUUCAUCAGACCACUAGUAUCCAGAAACAUAGGCGUCAUUUACCCAAAAGAAACACACAAAACAAGAAUCUUCCAAAAUUGUAAAUAUUGGGUCAAAGCAUGAACAAAAUGCUGAAAAAUUCUGUAUUCACUUUCAACAGUACAGCUGUAGAACAGUAAAAGAGGUGGAAUAUUGGGUUACUGGCAAAGUUGUGUUAACUCUAGUUCCCAUCUUUAAAUGUCAUGGAACCACUGCAAAUAUUGAUCAGAUUUUUCAGUUCUGCUCCUGUAAGAUCUGAGAUGGAAAGAGCCCAAGUUUUUCAGGUUAGUGUUUAAGGUGCAUUUGAAUUUUUCCAUUAUUCUAGUUCUGUGAUUAGUACACUUCGUAGCACUGCAAAAUUUGCUUCAUCUUCAAAUUUAUUGAAUUACAUAAAGCCCAAACCUGGACACAAAAAAAGUCUUACAAACAAAAUUCUGGAACAGUGUGUUUACACUUAGUACAUUCAGAGCCACUUAAUUCCUUUCUACUCUCCUUUUAUCCAUUAUCAAUUUCCACUAUAAUGAAUAUGCCUCAUGUAACAAA